CACACACACACACACACACACACACACACACACACACACACACACACACACACACACACACACAAAGGAAAGGAAAGGGGUAAGGAGGAGGAGGAGCGCUCGGUGUUGGUCUGUCGGAGCGGCGCUGAUCGUGUUCACACUGACCGGCAGCAUGGCAGGAGAAAGCGAGGCCGAUCUGGAGCACCGUGAUCCCGAGCACACACACACCAUCCGACAGCCUUUCCUCAUCGGGGUGGCGGGGGGCACCGCCAGCGGAAAGUCAUCCGUAUGUGGGAAGAUUAUGGAGCUUCUUGGCCAAAAUAAAAUUGACCAUCACCAAAGGCAGGUUGCCAUCCUGAGUCAGGACAGUUUCUACAAGGUGCUUACUUCAGAACAGAAGGCCAAAGCUCUUAAAGGACAAUUCAACUUUGAUCACCCAGAUGCAUUUGACAAUGAGUUAAUAAUUAAGACUCUGUGGGACAUCAUGGCGGGAAGAACAGUUCACAUCCCAGUCUAUGACUUUGUAACCCAUUCCAGGAAGAAGGAAACAGUGACAGUGUACCCAGCUGACGUGGUGCUCUUCGAGGGGAUUCUUAUGUUCUACUCGCAGGAGAUCCGGGAUCUUUUUCAGAUGAAGCUGUUUGUGGACACAGAUGCUGAUACACGACUCUCACGCAGAGUCUUGCGAGACAUCAGUGAGCGAGGACGGGAUCUGGAGCAGGUCUUAACUCAAUAUAUCACAUUUGUGAAGCCUGCUUUUGAAGAGUUCUGCCUUCCAACAAAAAAGUAUGCUGAUGUGAUCAUCCCGAGGGGAGCCGAUAAUCUAGUUGCCAUUAAUCUGAUAGUGCAGCACAUCCAGGACAUUCUGAAUGGUGGCUUGACCAAACGACUGAACGGUUGUCUUAAUGGCCACACAACUCCUCGCAAGAGGCAGCCAUCAGAGUCAAGUAGCAGGCCACACUGAUAUGCCCUACAAGAGAACUGGAGAAGAGUGGCAAUGGAAAAGGGACUUGAAGGAUAGUUGUGUGUGUAUAUACUGACAAUUUUCAAACUGCAUUUAAAAAGAAAAACAUUCAAGAAAUGCCUUCUUUGACUUGCUACAGUAUUACUGUUUUGUUUUUUUGAAUGACUGCUGCACUUAUUUGUGAGGGGAAAAAAAGGUUCCUUGCUGCAAAUACUUGGUCAAAACUAUACUUCCUGUUAUUAUUCUUCCUGCUGUUAACUUGUGCAAAUUUUAUCCAUCUGGCCCCAGAUUAUGAGUGUUUCAUAAAUAAAUAAUAAGAGUACGGGUGACUUAAAAAGUGAAUUUGCCAAAGGGACAUAGCUGGUAAAGACAUGCACUGACUUUUAUGACUUUAAUAGAACUAAGAAAUCAUAUUUUCAAGGUUAAAGUACAACUUCUGCCUCUUUGUAGUAAUAUUAUUGCCUCCAGAGCAUUUCAGCUCAUUUGCUGUAUGGUAGAGCUUGUUCCAAGAGACCCGUGACUUGAUUCUGAAUGAGGGAUACGUUUUUUUAAUCCUUCAUUUUUGCUAACAUCUAUCUUCAUGAUAAGUAGGUCAGGCCUUAUAUUGUAUCCUGUACUGUAAAAUAGAGCUCAGUGACGUUAUGAACAGUAUGUGAACAUAACAGAGAUAGUUGUGUGUAAGCAAAAAAAAAAAAGGUUUGGAUGUUCUCCAGGUCCUAUGCAGUAUGUUGAAAGACAGAUUCUUUUAAUACAUCUUAAAGUAUAUGCAGAUUCAGCAAAUAAACCAAGAUCUUGGGUGGCUCUUCUGUACUUUAUUCGAUGUAGUGUUUUCCGACCUUUUAACAACACUCAGAGGCAGAUGAUAAAUUGCAAAUAUAUUCAUUUUAUUUAACAGAAUUUCUUUCUUUCAGAUAAUUCAGUUAUUUUUUGUCAGAGGCAAACAUUAAGCACAUAUGAUGGCACCCAGUAUGUAAUUUUUUUUGUACCACAGAAACUAUUUUGUCAUUUUUGCUGUAGGAAAUAGCUUCAGUUUUCUUUAUAACUCAGGAUCUCAUGUUUAUGCAUGGGAUUUAUGCAGGGACUUAUGCAUUGGACAAGUGAAUUUACUUAUUUUUUCUUUUAUAAGGGCUCAUCAAUACUGAACCUCUUCUGAGAGUAUAAUCUUGUCCUGACUAACGGACUUUGUAUCUCUAAUAUGUGUUUAAUAUUUAUUAUUUUUCAAAGUCACAUUAUUCUCAGAAAUGAAUCAAUACUGUAGAUGUUUUUGCAUUGUCCUUUGUGUCCUGGCAUACACUUCUUUGACUUUUUUCCUGCUGCACAUUUUACAUCUACACUGCUGCUGUGGUACAGGGUAAUUUAAGUGUAUUAUCAAAAUAAGGUUGUUUGUAAGCCAGUGAAUUUAUUUUAUAUUUAAUUGCUAAUUUAGUAGAAUGCAGUCAAAUAAAAAAAAAAAUGCACCCUGCUCUCAGGGAUAAAUAGAGAAUUGUUCAUUUGUGGCAUUAAAAGGCCUAUUUGGUCUUUCCCUAAUAAAUACAAGUUUUUUGACAAGGUAUUUUUUCUUAUAUAAAAUUUAAUGUCACAAAUCAGUAUGUUCUGAUAUUAGUCACAAAUAACUGAUUGCCUCCUGAUGGAUUGUGCUGCUUUUUCUCAUAAAUACUAUUGCAAAUCACACACACACACACACACACACACACACACACACACACACACACACACAUAUAUAUAUAUAUAUAUAUAUAUAUAUAUAUAUAUAUAUAUAUAUAUAUAUAUAUAUAUAUAUAUAAAGUGGUUGAGUCGGUUAAGUCUCUCAGACACCAGCUGUAGUAAACUGCAAUGUGCCUUGUAACAGUUGAACUCUCAAUUUCACCAAUUUUUUUAAAUUACACGGACCAGAGAAUAAUUUCAUUCCAGCUAGAUUUCACAUUGGGGUAAUCUGUUUCUGUUGUAUUCUACAAAUCAUUGUUAUUUUUUCUUGGACAAUGAAUUCAUUGAUAUAUUUGUAAACACCCCCCCCCCCCCCCAAAAAAAAAAUAUGUACCACAGUUUAUGUAUACAUGUCGAUAUCACAUUGGAGAUGCAAUGGUUCAUAAUGUUAAGAGGUAUACAGAAAAAAGAAAAAGAAACAAAAAAAACAGGAAUGACAGCACUGAAAGUUACGUGUUAAGAGACGGGUUUUAAGAAAGGAUUGUGAAUAUGUGGUCCUGCAGUAAGUAAAGUGAAUUGAUUGAUAUGAGUAGGUAAAUGAACACUAUUAUAUUAAUGAGAGAUAAGAUGGGUCAUGUGUUUUCAUCGUCUCAGUGUUUCACAAUGUACUGCAAUUUAAACAAAUGGAUAAACAGCGAUAAGGCGGACGAUUAAAUAAAUAAAAACAUUUUUUAUCAUA
Tachysurus fulvidraco (yellow catfish) is the source of this 3326-nucleotide messenger RNA. It is a transcript of the gene uck2a, whose product is annotated as uridine-cytidine kinase 2a. Gene Ontology annotation, molecular function: ATP binding; kinase activity. Lineage: Eukaryota; Metazoa; Chordata; Actinopteri; Siluriformes; Bagridae. The transcript is spliced from 7 exons. Gene Ontology annotation, cellular component: cytosol; cytoplasm. The coding region runs from base 152 to 943 and encodes 263 amino acids. The record is from RefSeq and is a predicted model, not a curated record.